This is a messenger RNA of Paramuricea clavata, 1632 nucleotides long. The record is from the annotation of a GenBank genome assembly. NCBI's taxonomy places the organism in Eukaryota, Metazoa, Cnidaria, Anthozoa, Malacalcyonacea, Plexauridae.
GUUGUUAUAUCUCGUUUACAAGAACUGUGCUCAAGCUUGCUCACACUUGGUACAGAGUGUUGUCACAAGAGAACAAACAUUGAAGCAUCUAAAUGUUUAGCUGGUUUGAUAAAUAGAAUAAAAGAUGGUAGGUCUUCUGUCUCAUAAACCCGAAUUUUUCAUCCCCACAUGCGCCAGCCGGACAGACAUGCUGGCGUGAUAUACAGGCUGAUUAUAGCAUGAUAUGCAGGUUGGUUAGCGUGAUAUUCGGGCUGGUUAUGGCGUGAUAUACACUGGUUAGCGUGAUCAUAAAUUAGUUUGAGUAUAGAGUUAGGUUUCCCCUGUACUCGCAAAGGAAAACUAAUUUGCAAUUCAUCUAAUGAAAUCAUAUAUCCGCAAGCUGUGAUAGUGAAAAAGUUGAUCAAGAUGGGGAUUUUAUACUAUAAAGAUAUAUUACAUUUCUUCUUUGAAUGACUCAAAUAUUACACAUACCAAAAAUCAUAUUUGUGGUUAGUCGCACUUUAAUAUAUCAAGUUCGAGAAAUACUUUUACAUUUAUAUCAUUACUAAUAUAGAUAAUAAAGUUGAAGAGGAAAUAAGAAAAUGUCUUCAAAAGUUAGAUCCAUUGUUAGAAGCAGGUCGGAGCGAAGAUGAAAAAUGGCGUGCAACGAUUGUUUUAAUUUGGGUAAGUGGGAAGACGAAGUUAAAAUAAACAGUUAUCAUGGCACAUGGAAAAAAUUAAGCGACAAUUUCCAAUGUUAAUCCUACUAUUUUGCAGAUAACGAAAGCAUUAUUAAUACGAGCACACAGUUUUGGUGUACAAUUACUUGAGAAGGUGUGAUAUGGUGGUUUUAAUUGUUUCUGUUUUUUUGUUCUGUUCUUCAGCUUAUGUUGCCUAAACUAAAAAAGUUAUAAAUAACUUGCAUGUUAAACUAAUUUUUAUCCAGGCAAGAAAAAGUAAAUUCCCGUAAAGAACUUAUUAAAAUUAGUAAAAUUGGUUACGAAAUGUUGUAAAAUACGGAAAAUAUAGAUAUGCGAAGUUUGCAUAUUUUGUAUAUGUUUGUAUUAGGCCAAUUAAAAAUAAUUUUCAGUUUUUCAUCGCCGCCCGCCCCUGAAAAAUUGGCCGCCCGGAAUAAUUUUUUUAUUAUUAUUAAAUCGGAAUUGGUCGGAAGUAGUCGGAAACCGAACAUUGGCGGCCAUAUUGUUUCAACAUGCCUUUCGUUGUCGUUCAAAUACGAGCUGGAACACAAGUUUUGAAGCCCUGGAUUGAAGCCCUGUCGGAAUUGUGGUUCAAUGUCAAGAUUGUGACAAAUGGAGAUGCCUGUAUUCCAAGAAAAAGAUUUCGCGUAAACUGCAUGGUAAAGUUGAAAGUGCGUUGGAGGAUUUGUCCUACACAUGUGGCAGUGUGUUCUCGGAUUUGGAGGAUGAAGAAAUGAGAGGGGUUUUUUAUUCAGUGUUUGUGAAAGCCAGUCUCGAUUGCAGUCAACCAACAGAAAAGCCGUGGUAUGCAGCAGGUUUUGAAGACAUUUGCUUCUUUUGUGGCGUUGAAGACGAUCUUAAUACCAAUCCCGAAAGCUAUCCACUAUGUGAAGAGUGCAAGAAACCUCGCAAACCAGAGAAGCGAUCAUCAAGAAAGAAGUUUAAAAAAACUUGA